Molecule: messenger RNA, 1071 nt
Organism: Teleopsis dalmanni
Lineage: Eukaryota; Metazoa; Arthropoda; Insecta; Diptera; Diopsidae
Product: hypodermin-B-like
Exons: 4
Biological process (GO): proteolysis
Molecular function (GO): serine-type endopeptidase activity
Source: RefSeq, a predicted model, not a curated record
UUUUUUGUUAUAUUAAUUGUGCACUGCAUUUAUAUUUGCGGAGGAACAGAAGAUCAGGAAGAAUUCUCUCAACUUAUUGUAGGAGGGUACCGCAGAAAUGAUACCGAAUUAACCAAAUACAUAGUUAUUAUCAAAUAUGGAAGACACACAAUCGCUUACGGCGAUAAUCAUAUAUGUGGCGGAGCUAUUAUAUCAAAAAGUAGUGUUUUGACGGCUGCACAUUGUUUAAUUCUCAAAAAAGACAACUCAAUCGAAAAGAGACCUGCCAAUAAGCUAUCCGUAGUUGCUGGAUCAAAAUAUCGCUUGCAAGUUAUGAGCACAACACAAACAAUGGAAGUAAGUGAAUCAAUUGUGCAUCCAUCCUAUGAUGGAAUCACUUUUACUGGAGACAUAGGUCUGCUACUGUUAACGAAAAGUUUUGCAUAUGAUGGCACGACUGUAGCGCCAAUACCCUUAGCAACUGAAACGCCUAAAGAGAACACUAAAUGUAUUGUAGGUGGAUGGGGCUCUGCAUAUCAUCUUGGUCCGUAUCCAGACAAUAUUUUAUUUGCUGAUCAUCAUGUAUUGGAUGAACAAUUUUGUCCGCCAAUAAUGAUAACAGUUGCUGAAAGUAUGAUCUGUGCAGAAAGUAUUGAAAAUAAAUAUAUGUGCGUAUGCAAUGGAGAUUCAGGAGGACCACUUUUAUGCAAUGGGUUUGUAUGUGGAGUAGUUUCUCGCAGCAGAAAGUGCGAUUAUGUAUAUCCGGCUUUAUAUACAAAUGUUGCAUAUUACAGAAAUUGGAUACUUAAUCAUAUUAACAGUAGUAAGAGGCAAUCUAAUUCUUUGUCUAAAUUAAUUUUCUUUGAGAUAUUAUUGAUUUUAUGUUUACUGUAUGCACAUAAUAUGCAAAACUUUUCGCCAGAAGUACAACAAAUUAAACUGACCACUAUCGAGCGCGAUAUGUCAGAGGAACUGAGACUCUAUAAGAAAACUUAUCAGAAAGAAGAGGAACGUUACCUUCAGCAGAUAUUAGUCGAAAAUCCAAUUAUUAUCGAACGUCGUGGACCAACAACCAACACCACCUCAGGUUAA